Molecule: messenger RNA, 747 nt
Organism: Melopsittacus undulatus (budgerigar)
Lineage: Eukaryota; Metazoa; Chordata; Aves; Psittaciformes; Psittaculidae
Gene: ACTMAP
Product: actin maturation protease
Source: RefSeq, a predicted model, not a curated record
UCCGGUUGCCCCCCCCCUUCCGGUGCCCCCCGACCGGAUGCUCCGGGACGCGUUGGAACGGGCGGGGGCGGCCCUGGGGGGGGACGGAGGCGUCCGGGAGCUCCUGAGGCGGCGGAGGGAGAGCCUGAGCCCCCACCUCCAAUGGCUCCUGAUCCACCGGCCUGCACCCCCCCUCAUCCAGGAUGGGCCCCAGUGCGGCCUGGUGGCCCUAUGGAUGGCAGCAGCCCUAUUGACCCCCCCCCACCGCCCGGCGCCCCCCCCCGUGGGGCUGGAGGAGGUUUUGGGGGUGGCCCGAGCCCGAGGCUUCACCAUCCAUGGGGAGAUGUUCUCAGCCACAGACAUGGCCGCUCUGGCCCAGGAGCUCUUCCAUUGCCAGGCUGAGGUCACCGAGGGGGGGCUGGAGGGGCCCAACCGGUCCCGGCUCCUGCAGCACCUCCUGGGGGGGCUCCCCCUCCUCGUGCCCUACGACGAGGACAACAACCACGAGCCCUGCUGCCGUCGUGGGCACCGAGCCCAUUGGGCCGUGAUAACCGGUGUGUUAUUGGGCACCCCAAGCCCUGCCCCCCGCCCAUUGGGACGCCCGGAUCCCGACAUUCCCAACCUUUUCCAUGCUCGGGAUGAGGACCGGGAUCAAGGGGGGGGGUUCCAAUGGGGGGGGGGCCCCCAUUGAGGGGGUGCUGGUGCUGGCCCAGCAGGGCAAGAGCCCCCGGCCCCAGCUAUGGAGCUUGGGGGGGCUCCAUAGCAGCA